Molecule: messenger RNA, 1204 nt
Organism: Musca vetustissima
Lineage: Eukaryota; Metazoa; Arthropoda; Insecta; Diptera; Muscidae
Product: autophagy-related protein 16-like
Exons: 6
Coding region: 11-1204 (397 amino acids)
Biological process (GO): autophagosome assembly
Cellular component (GO): autophagosome membrane
Molecular function (GO): protein binding
Source: RefSeq, a predicted model, not a curated record
CGGCAUUGAGAUGGCUCAGGAAGAUCAAGAAUAUCGUCAGGCCAUAAUCAAUCGUUUACGGGAACGUAAUAGGCGCGAUGUGUUGCCAUUUAAAGAAAUCAUACAGCAAAAUAAUCGCCUACUGGACAGUGUUGCCCAGUUGAAAUCGGACAAUUUAAAAAUAUCCGUAGAAAAUGAACAGCUACGCACGGCCAUCUCAACAGGUGUCGGUGGCGGUAAAGAUAGCACAGCUGCCCAGUUGGCCAUUGCCGCAUUGGAAAAGAAACUUCUGGCCCAGCAGGAAGAAUUAACCUCCCUGCAUAAACGUAAAGGAGAAAAUUCCCAACUAAUCGUUGAUUUAAAUUUAAAAAUGGAAAAACAACAGCAAAUCAUUGCCAGCAAGGAACAAAGCCUUGCAGAACAGAAAAAUACCAACGCUUCCUUAAAGGCUGAAGUGCAAAUGUUAAAAUCCAGUCUCGAGGAAUUGAAAAAUCUCAAUACAACAUUGCGUGAUGAAUAUACCGCCUUACAGUUGGCUUUUAGUGCAUUAGAAGAUAAGUUGAGAAGUGUUCAGGAUGAAAAUCGUCGUUUAUUGGAUCGUUUAAUGCACUACAAAGCCAAGGAUGCCGAUAAAUUGAAUGAAGAAAACGAAAGCUUUAUAAGAAAACGUUCCGAUAAACUGAAACGUGAACUUGAAGACGCUGUACGUGAACCAAAUUCAUCAUUUACCCAUCAUCGUAAUUCGUCGGGGUCCUCAAUACACGGUGGGGCUGGUGGUGAUGCCUAUGACGACAGUGAUCGCGACACACUGAGUGGUGAUCAUAAUAUUGAAACCGGCUGUGAUGCUGAAAUGUAUGGUUCACCGCAAGAUCCCUUCCACACCGGCGGCAUGGGUAGCUAUAUGAAGAGUGCAAAUCCAACAAAUAUCUAUAUGAAAUUUGAGGCCCACGAAACAGAAUCACAUGCGGUACGUUGGAGUCCCAUAGAACGUGUCAUUGCAACGGGAGGUGCGGAUCGCAAGGUCAAGCUGUGGGAUGUGGGGAAAGGCUCAUCAGAACCACGUUCCGUUUUGGGAGGCAGCAGUGCUGGUAUUAAUUCCGUCGAUUUUGAUUCCACUGGUACCUAUAUAAUAGGCACAUCAAACGAUUAUGGAGCACGCGUUUGGACAGUGGGAGAUAAUAGAUUAAGGGUAAGUGAUAAUUCUAAGAAUACUGAAGCUAAAUGA